Messenger RNA from Gossypium arboreum, 868 nucleotides. RefSeq names its product LOB domain-containing protein 19-like. Lineage: Eukaryota; Viridiplantae; Streptophyta; Magnoliopsida; Malvales; Malvaceae. Gene Ontology annotation, cellular component: nucleus. The coding region runs from base 192 to 752 and encodes 186 amino acids. The transcript has 2 exons. The record is from RefSeq and is a predicted model, not a curated record. Gene Ontology annotation, biological process: positive regulation of DNA-templated transcription; hormone-mediated signaling pathway.
CCUCUAUUUAGAAUUAGAAAAAGGAUGGAACUACCAGUAAUUUUUUUUCCUUUUUGGUAAAUGACCCACAGCCUCAAGAGUAGCGAAGCUUUUAACAUAUUUCUUAUCUAAAACUGGUUAAACAAACGACACCCAGUUUUCUACUUGUAAAAGGCAGAAAUAAUCUCUUUUAGAAAGAGAAAGGGAGGGAGAUGAGUGGAAAUAAUGGAGGAGGGCCUUGUGGUGCCUGCAAAUUCCUUAGGCGAAAGUGCGUAAAAGGGUGCAUAUUUGCACCCUAUUUUGACUCCGACCAAGGGAUGGCUCACUUCGCUGCGGUCCACAAGGUUUACGGUGCCAGCAAUGCUUCCAAGAUGCUGCAGCGGAUACCCGUACACAAGCGCCUCGAUGCCGUCGUUACCCUCUGUUAUGAGGCUUUGGCUAGGGUUCGAGACCCUGUUUAUGGCUGCGUCGGCCACCUCUUCACCCUGCAACAACAGGUAGUGAAUUUACAGGCGGAAUUAGCCUACACCCAGGCCCGUCUUUCUACGUUGCAGCGUCAUCCUCCAUCCUCAUCGGAAAUAGGAUCCGAAUUGAUGUCUUCUUCUAACAUGUCCACACACUUUGAUCCGCCACAACAGACUUCAGUUGGGCUUACAAGUUUCCCAAAUUCAUUUGACCAAGUUGCAGAGAACGAGGAGCUUCAAGUUUUAACCAGGGAAUUCGUCUCCAGAUAUCUCCCAGGUGUCCGAUUCCACCCUUCUACUUCCACUUAAAAACUUCUGAUUCAUCUGUUGUAAACUCCCAUAACCCUUAGUGGGCUUUGUCCUGCUUAACUACUCCUGAUUCUGGAAGGAAACUAAUGAAAUCGAACUCUUUUUUUUUUCUUUUC